Molecule: messenger RNA, 1806 nt
Organism: Andrographis paniculata
Lineage: Eukaryota; Viridiplantae; Streptophyta; Magnoliopsida; Lamiales; Acanthaceae
Product: pentatricopeptide repeat-containing protein At2g17033
Exons: 3
Coding region: 57-1382 (441 amino acids)
Molecular function (GO): protein binding
Source: RefSeq, a predicted model, not a curated record
GGAUUCGCGGUUAUAUUCGAUUCGCUUACAUCACUGCUCCUACUCUUAUCCUCCAAAUGAUCAGAGUCGGAGUAGGAGGUCGGGCAGUCAUCGGCGUCGGCGCCCUCCCGCCGGUAGUGUGCGGGCUGACCAAACAAGGCCACCGCUUUCUCACCUCUCUCGCAAUCGCCGAUCCGUCAUCCGCCGCCGUCGGAUUGCUUCUCCGCAAAUUCGUUUCCUCGACUUCCAAACACGUCGCUCUCACCACUCUAUCUCAUCUCCUCUCCCCUUCCACAACCUCCCACUCUCGUCUCUACUCCUCCAUUGCACUUCCUCUGUACACAGUGAUAAAGCAGGAGCCGUGGUUCAGCUGGAACGGCAAGCUAGUGGCGGAUUUAAUUGCUUUUCUAUACAAACAAGGAAGGUAUGAUGAAUCCGAAGAGUUGUUUGCUGAAACAAUUGUGAAAUUAGGGCUCAGGGAGAGGGAAUUGUGUAUAUUCUUAUGUCAUUUAGUAGAAUCUCAUGGUGACCACAAGUCACAGAAAGGGGUUUUCCUUUCUUCGGAAAAGCUAGGGCAAUUGUUGCUGCAUUCACGUUCAGGUUAUGUAAAGAGGAGAGGAUAUGCAUCAAUGGUGGCUGGGUUUUGUGAAAUAGGAUUACCUGACAAAGCUGAGGCUCUAAUUGGGGAAAUGAGAGAGAUUGGAUUGAAACCAUCAGCUUUCGAGUUCAAAUCGAUUGUUUAUGGGUAUGGUCAGAUGGGAUUUCUUCAAGAAAUGAAGAGGGUUGUUACAGUGAUGGAGGGGGAAGGGUAUGAACUGGAUACAGUUUGUUGUAAUAUGGUGCUUGCAUCAUUUGGGGAACACGGCGAGCUUCUCGAUAUGCUUUGGUGGUUAAAGAAAAUGAGGGAUUCGGGAAUACCGUUCUCAAUCAGAACUUAUAACUCUGUCCUGAAUGCAUGUCCAACUGUUAUGGCAAUGAUAAGGGAUACAAAGAAGUUGCCUCUCAUGAUGGAUGAAUUGGUUGCUAGUUUGAAAAGAGAUGAGGCGGAUGUGGUGCUGGAAUUGUUGAAAUCGAAUGUUCUUGAUCAAGUGAUGGAGUGGAAGGCUUCAGAGCUAUCGUUGGACUUGCACGGAAUGCAUUUGAGCAGCGUAUAUUUGGUGUUGAUGCAGUGGUUUGGUGAAUUGAGGCGGAGGUUUGCUGCUGGGAAUUUUGUUACUCCGGCGGAUGUUUUGGUGAUAUGCGGAGUCGGGAGACAUAGUUCUACUAGAGGAGAAUCACCGGUGAGGAAUUUGGCAAAAGAAAUUGUGGUUAGGAUGGAAUGUCCAUUGAGGAUUGAUAGGAAGAAUAUAGGAUGCUUCAUUGGGAAAGGGAGUAAGUUGAAGGAUUGGCUGACCAUGUCAUGAGGUUAGUGAGUAAGAUGGCUGACGCAGUGAUGGUUUGAUAUGUAAGGUUCGUAUUGAGAUGGCCGACUCAAUAAGGAGCUGGGAUGGGCGAUUUGCCGUAUAGGUGUCGUCUUGAUAGGAAUGCCCGAUCCGAAUUCAAUUUUAUUGUAGGAAAAAAGUUAAUAGUAAAGAACUUGAUUUAAGUUGUGUGCACGAAAUUGUAGGAUGAUCGUCAGUUUGCCUGAACGUCUCGUAUACUAUCUGGCAAAUAUUGUACAAUUUUUCCACUUUCAACGCAUACAAUCUAAACUACCUAACAUUCCAAAAAAUCUACGGCUUUCACCAAUAUGCAGGAGUUUCGCCACAUCAUUCGCAUUAGGUGAUUUUAGGUAAGUUCCUACAAAAAUUUUAACAAUCGAACGGCAAAAUCUCUUAAGACUUUCAA